Molecule: messenger RNA, 1323 nt
Organism: Pterocles gutturalis (yellow-throated sandgrouse)
Lineage: Eukaryota; Metazoa; Chordata; Aves; Pterocliformes; Pteroclidae
Product: calcium-transporting ATPase type 2C member 1
Exons: 15
Coding region: 52-1323 (423 amino acids)
Biological process (GO): calcium ion transmembrane transport; intracellular calcium ion homeostasis; manganese ion transport
Cellular component (GO): plasma membrane; Golgi membrane; endoplasmic reticulum
Molecular function (GO): ATP hydrolysis activity; ATP binding; P-type calcium transporter activity
Source: RefSeq, a predicted model, not a curated record
GAAGAAAAAGUUGCACGUCUUCAAAAAAUCCCGGAUGGUGACAAUGAGACAAUGAUUCCUGUACUCUCUUCAAAAAAAGCAAGUGAAUUGCCAGUUGAUGAAGUAGCAAGCAUUCUUCAAGCUAAUCUUCAGAAUGGAUUAAAAAACUGUGAUGUUUGUCAUAGACGGGCAUUCCAUGGAUGGAAUGAAUUUGAUAUUAGUGAAGAUGAGCCACUGUGGAAAAAAUAUAUUUCCCAGUUUAAAAACCCCCUUAUUAUGCUUCUCCUGGCAUCUGCAGUCAUCAGUGUUUUAAUGCAUCAGUUUGAUGAUGCUGUCAGUAUCACUGUGGCAAUAGUCAUUGUUGUUACAGUUGCCUUCGUUCAGGAGUACAGAUCAGAAAAAUCUCUUGAAGAGCUUAGUAAACUUGUCCCUCCAGAAUGCCAUUGUGUACGAGAAGGUAGGGUGGAACAUACACUUGCAAGAGAUUUAGUCCCAGGUGAUACUGUCUGCCUGUCAGUUGGAGACAGAGUUCCAGCUGAUCUACGAUUAUUUGAGGCUGUGGACCUUUCUAUUGAUGAAUCCAGUCUCACGGGUGAGACAGCUCCUUGCUCUAAAUCUACAGCUCCUCAGCCAGCGGCAACUAAUGGAGACCUUACUUCUAGGAGCAAUAUUGCUUUCAUGGGAACAUUGGUCAGAUGUGGAAAAGCAAAGGGGAUAGUUAUUGGAACAGGAGAAAACUCUGAAUUUGGGGAGGUUUUCAAAAUGAUGCAAGCAGAAGAGGCUCCAAAGACACCCUUGCAGAAGAGCAUGGAUCUCUUGGGAAAACAGCUUUCCUUGUAUUCCUUUGCUAUAAUAGGAGUUAUUAUGCUGGUUGGCUGGUUGCAAGGAAAGCAUAUACUUGAUAUGUUCACAAUUGGUGUGAGUUUGGCUGUAGCUGCAAUCCCUGAGGGACUCCCAAUUGUGGUGACGGUGACACUGGCCCUCGGUGUGAUGAGAAUGGUGAAGAAACGGGCUAUUGUAAAAAAACUGCCUAUUGUUGAAACUUUAGGUUGUUGCAACGUAAUUUGUUCAGAUAAAACUGGGACUCUGACCAAGAACGAAAUGACUGUUACUCAUAUUUUUACUUCAGAUGGGCAGCAUGCGGAGGUUACUGGAGUAGGUUAUAACAGGUUUGGAGAAGUGAUGGUUGAUGGUGAAGUUAUUCAUGGUUAUAACAACCUAUCCAUUAGCAAAAUUGUUGAGGCGGGUUGUGUGUGCAAUGAUGCUUUGAUUAGAAACAACACAUUAAUGGGGAAGCCAACUGAAGGGGCUUUAAUUGCUCUUGCUAUGAAGGUGCGUACUUGA